AUAACAUUUAAUAGCCACCUAUGUAGUUGUUAUCAACCCCACAUUUUUGAAUGAAUCAUUAGAACAACAAUUGGAUUCACACACACACACACACACACACACACACAAAUCACCUCUAACUUUGCGGCAAUUUCGGAUGCAUUGCUAGCGUCGGCGCGAAUCGCAGCUUCGAGCAAACGAAAUUUGAAUUCGCAGUUGCUGUUUAAGGGAGUUUCAAGUGAAAGGGAGAAGAUGGGUUUCUUCUCCCUGUUUCUUGUGGCAUCCAUGCCAAUUGUGCAGGUCCUGCUCAUAGGCCUGCUGGGAGCUUUUCUUGCUUCUGGUUACAGCAACAUUCUCACCGUCGGCGCGCGCAAGGACAUGAACAAGGUUGUUUUCGCGGUGUUCACGCCGUCUCUCAUGUUCGCGAACCUGGCAAAGACAGUGACUCUCCAGGAUGCUAUCUCUUGGUGGUUUAUGCCUGUCAACAUUGGGAUCAUAUUCUUAGUUGGUGGGCUUCUUGGAUGGGUGGCAGUGAAGAUCUUGAGACCACCCCAACAUCUCGGAGGCCUCGUCAUCGCUUCGUGCUCCGCAGGAAACCUCGGCAAUCUACUGCUGAUAAUUGUUCCUGCUGUUUGUGAUGAGGAUGGGAAUCCAUUUGGUGGCGAGAGGAGCAUCUGCAGCGCCCGCGGGCUCUCUUACGCGUCUUUCUCGAUGGCGCUUGGGGGCUUCUACAUAUGGACACAUACAUAUAGUCUCAUGAAGAGAGCUGGAAAAUUGUAUCACAGGAACCUGCUAAGAAAUAAUUUGGUUCAAGAGAUUGAACACAAGGAUUCGUUCGCGAACGGGGAUUCGGGCAAGGCGGAGAACGGAGAGGCUGCGGUCGAUCAGGAGGCUUUGAUUCCGACAGCAGAGAAACCCGACGACGAAAGCCAACAAAACCAACUUGCGUUGCCGCUGUUGUCUAGUGACAGUAGUUUUAUGGGCAGUAAGAAGAACUUCUGGGACAAGCUCAAAGAAGGCACCCACCAGAUUGUUGAGGAAUUACUCGCACCGCCAACUGUUUCUGCUAUCAUAGGUUUCAUUGUUGGCGCAACGCCAUGGUUGAAGUCUCUAUUUAUCGGAGAUGCAGCUCCUCUUCGAGUUAUACAAGACUCCGUAAAACUAUUAGGGGAUGGCACAAUACCUUGCAUUACCCUCAUUCUAGGAGGAAACCUUACACAAGGGCUUCGAAAGUCGGUCAUAAGGCCGGUGGAGAUCGCAGCCAUAAUCCUCGUGCGGUAUCUGAUCCUCCCAGUAAUCGGGGUCGCCGUGGUGAAAGCGGCUUACGAAAUCGGAUUCCUACCGCAAGACCCGCUGUAUCGAUACGUGCUGAUGAUACAGUUCACUCUCCCCCCUGCAAUGAACAUUGGAACAAUGGCUCAGUUGUAUGAUGUUGGUCAAGAGGAGUGCUCUGUGAUCUUCCUAUGGACUUAUUUGGUCGCGGGGGUCGCGCUCACUGCUUGGUCGACCGUGUUCAUGUGGAUAUUGUCGUAGAAUUAUCGAUCGAAUCGGUCGCGCCGAUUACUAUUUUACUCCCUACAUACAUAUACAUUUUUUGCAUUGUUGUGAUUUGGAAUGUCAAAAGAAGGGCAAAAAAGUGGAAGCAUAUUACUUGCAUGGUAGAGGCCCUGUAGUAAUAUGUAAAAUGGCCUGGAAUUGCUAAGAGUUUAUUAGGAUAUUAGUUGUGCAGCAAUGGUUAUACAAGUUUAUAAUUCUUUAUGUAUCUUAGAAAUUUUGUCUUUUAUAUAUAUAUAUAUAUGUUAUAUGUUGUUCAUA
Molecule: messenger RNA, 1794 nt
Organism: Ananas comosus (pineapple)
Lineage: Eukaryota; Viridiplantae; Streptophyta; Magnoliopsida; Poales; Bromeliaceae
Product: protein PIN-LIKES 7-like
Exons: 11
Coding region: 232-1512 (426 amino acids)
Biological process (GO): endoplasmic reticulum to cytosol auxin transport
Cellular component (GO): membrane
Source: RefSeq, a predicted model, not a curated record